Parnassius mnemosyne (clouded apollo) is the source of this 984-nucleotide messenger RNA. NCBI's taxonomy places the organism in Eukaryota, Metazoa, Arthropoda, Insecta, Lepidoptera, Papilionidae. The record is from the annotation of a GenBank genome assembly.
AUGUUUACAAAUCUCUUAAGAUAUAUUAUUAUACUUACUAUUUUGGGUAAAUGUUUAUCAAUAACUAAUAAAUCUUCCAAAAUUGAGAUAGAUAUCGUGCCUCGUGUUGUACGAGGGUUCCCAGCAAAGCUUGGAGAUGUUCCAUACCAGGUGGCAUUUAAGGCAUUGGCAUCGCGUACUACUCAGUCAUAUUUAACCUUUUGUGGUGGUACAAUCGUAGGACCCACAAAGAUACUCUCGGCCGCCCAUUGUUUCGUGGAAGACAAAAGUGCAUGCGCAAAAAUCUUCUUUAAACGUGGGCGGGUUCAAAAAAAAGAGUUGCGAAACAAGUUCGCAGUGGCUGCUACGCUGUACAACAAAGGCUAUAAACCGGAGAGUGACGAUACUCCUGAAGGACAGUGGAGAAAGCUAAAAGAAGUAUAUUAUCCGGCCAAGUACAAGUUUCCUAAAAAGGAUAUUGCUAUUGUGUUUACCAAAACUCCGUUCAUUUAUAACAAAUACGUGAACGAAAUACCGUACGCAAGUCGCUACGCUGAUUACCAAGGAAAAUGUCUGGUCUCUGGAUAUGGCCGAAUAACUAACGUCGGAAAGCAAAAAUCGAACAAGCUACUUUUAGCACAUUUAGAAAUUGUUCCUUAUCGUCAUUGCAAUAGACAUUACAAGAAAAAUAUGCAUGCUUUUGUUUGUACAUCCAGCAUGGUCACAGACGUCGGGAAGGGUGACUCCGGAGGUCCGCUAGUUUGCAUGAAAACAGGUGAUCCCAACGAGCAAAGCAAAGGUAUUUUAGUCGGUGUCGUGAGCGGACAUCGAACGGGUGUUGGAUCCUUCUUUACUAGAGUGUCAAACUACUACAAGUAUAUAGAAAGAAACAAGUCAUGUACAAACGAUAAAAGCUAUUUUAUCUAUCUUUAUCUUGCAAUUCUAAUACAACACCGAUUUUUAUUAUUUUCAUUUAGUUUUAUUGUCUACAGCUUACCGUUAUAG